Messenger RNA from Mesocestoides corti, 576 nucleotides. The record is from the annotation of a GenBank genome assembly. NCBI's taxonomy places the organism in Eukaryota, Metazoa, Platyhelminthes, Cestoda, Cyclophyllidea, Mesocestoididae.
AUGUUGCCUUUCUUCCAGCGUAUUUUAGAUUGGAUUCGCAGUCUAUUUUGGAAAGAAGAAAUGGAAAUAACUUUAGUGGGCCUGCAGUACUCUGGAAAAACCACAUUCGUGAAUCUUAUUGCGUCAGGGAAAUUUUGCGAGGAUAUGAUCCCUACAGUAGGGUUUAAUAUGAAGAAGAUAACUAAAGGAAAAGUUUCCAUAAAAAUAUGGGAUAUUGGGGGACAACCUCGGUUCCGUAGUAUGUGGGAACGCUACUGUCGUGGUGUAAACGCCGUACUGUUUAUGGUUGAUGCAGCCGAUCGAGAUAAACUGGAAGCCGCUCGUAAUGAGCUGCAUACUUUGAUGGAAAAGCCCCAGCUCGCCGGAAUCCCCGUUCUAGUGCUCGGAAAUAAACGCGAUUUGCCUGCAGCCUUAACUGAAGUGGAGUUAAUCGAUGCGCUAAGUUUAAAUACAAUUCCAAACCGUGAAAUCUGUUGUUACUCUAUUUCAUGUAAAGAACAGGACAAUGUCGUUGUAUUGCGCUGCACGUCAUCUGCUGGCUCAAAAGCUUCGAGGUGGUGUCCAGCAAGCGAUUAA